This is a messenger RNA of Dimorphilus gyrociliatus, 1392 nucleotides long. NCBI's taxonomy places the organism in Eukaryota, Metazoa, Annelida, Polychaeta, Dinophilidae. The record is from the annotation of a GenBank genome assembly.
AGAACGAAUCGUAUCCUAGCAACUUAGCAUUGUAUGUAUAUCAAGCGGCUGAAAUUCGUUCAAAUAAACGAUUUUUAAGCUAGUAAACAAAAAGGAUGUCACGUAGUUUUAGUGCCAACCAGGUAAAUUAAUAGAGAAAUUCAUGUUUACUUAAAAUACUUUCAGCAGUUCAUUCUUUCCUCGAAUUUUCAUUGGUAAAGAAUGCCCAUUUAUACUGCAUAUAAUAAUUUAGCCGCUCGACAAACAAAUAGGGAUGUCUAUUUUGAUGUGAGUACUUCUAAUUACUUCUUUUCUUAUUGUUUUUCAGUAUCAAAGCGCUUUUGAGCCGAAAAAAUUAAGGAAUUGGGAAAUACCAUCUGAAUUCCAACAGGUUUAAUCCUCUAUAUUCAAACCCAUAGAUAACAGACAAAACUUUUCAAAAAUUGUUUAUUUUGCGCCUAGAGUAAUAAUUGUCCCUUUUACUUGCCUAAAGUUCUAAUCCCUAUUUUAUGACAGAUUAAUUAAUACACUGGUGCCAGAAAACUAUAGGUGGCGUUAUUUAAAUUAUCUGAAUGUUAUCAUGGGAAAAUUGUACAUUUAUUUGGCUUUAUAAUUAAUUAAUCAAUUCUAUUAAAUAAAUAAACAGAGACCGAGAUGUUUGGAUGGUUCAACUAGGAUCAUAGCGGACGAUCGUGGUCGUAUAAGGGAUGGCGGAAAAAAGUCAAAUGAAAAUCCGUGGGGUAAUUUUGUGGGUAAUUGGGAUAUGCCUUCAAAACUUCCAGGCCCUAAAAAUUGGAUUAGACAAGCGGAAUACGCCGGGCCAAGUGGUAAAAUUGGAACAGCAAGAUCACGUCAUGCAUUAGACAUUUUGGAUAAAAGUGCGGAAUACACCGAAUACCACAUUAAAGGAGUGGCUAAAAAUGAAAGUCGACUUUCUUAUAAGAAUCAUCGCACCAGUGGAAGAAAACAAUUGACUGAUAGAGAAACUGAACUUAAACAGAAAAUGCACGAAGUAGCUACUAACACUUCGCCAGUACCAUCUAAAGUUGUAACCCCCACGAAACAAGUUUCCCCAGUUGAGCUAACUGCAGCUUCUCCUGCUCAAAGCUUAACAAAGGCAAUCUCUCCUGCUGGUUCAAAGAAGAGUGUAGCUUCACCGUUGGGCUCGGCCAGAGUCGCUGUUACCCCCUCCGGCAGGCCAAUUGCUCCCACUCCGAAUAAAGAACCAAGAGUAAAGAUCAAUGAAGAUGCUAAAAUGGAAGAAGAGAAAAUUCCUUCUCCACCACUCUCACCAGCCACUCGGGCUUCUGUCUGUCGUAAUCUUUAAGAAUAAUCUGUUAUAUCAUAUCAAUUCGCAUUUUCUCUUAGAAAUACACUAUAAUAAUACCCUUUUAACAAUAAAUAUAAAGCAAA